UGGCCCCUGCUGCUGUUGCGUUAGGAGGUGACGGAGCUGUCUCGCUGUUUGUCGGACGGAGGGGAACUUCGCGGCCACUACGGGUGUGGCUUCAAACGUGAUAAAUCUCAACGCGGGGUGAAGAAUGCCUAGCGGCGACAGGAACUGAGGCUAGACAAGAAAGAAACUGAUUUUUGAAAAAGCAAAGAUAAAGAGGCAGAGAUGAUAGUUGCCCACUAAACAGCAGACCUGAAGCGCGCACUGGGAACCAUGGGGUGUACAGUCAGUCAGGAAGAUAAAGCCGCGGCCGAGAGGUCUAAAAUGAUUGAUAAAAACCUGAGAGAAGAUGGAGAGAAGGCGGCGAGAGAAGUGAAACUGCUGCUGCUUGGUGCUGGCGAGUCAGGGAAGAGCACCAUUGUGAAGCAGAUGAAGAUCAUUCACGAGGAUGGAUACUCAGAAGAUGAGUGUAAGCAGUACAGAGCGGUGGUCUACAGCAACACAAUCCAGUCCAUUAUGGCCAUCAUCAAAGCCAUGGCAAACCUCAAGAUUGACUAUGAGGAAGCUUCCAGAGCGGAUGAUGCUCGCCAACUGUUUGCCCUGUCAGCAGCAGCGGAGGAGCAGGGCAUGCUGCCUGACGACCUGGCCAACGUCAUCCAACGACUGUGGGCCGACAGCGGCGUCCAGGGCUGCUUCACACGGGCCCGAGAGUACCAGCUCAACGACUCCGCAGCAUAUUACCUAAAUGACCUGGAGAGGAUAGGCAAGACAGAUUACAUCCCCACGCAGCAGGACGUGCUGCGGACUCGGGUCAAGACCACUGGCAUCGUGGAAACACAUUUCACCUUCAAGGACCUGCACUUCAAGAUGUUUGAUGUUGGUGGCCAGCGGUCAGAAAGGAAGAAGUGGAUCCACUGCUUCGAGGGAGUCACAGCCAUUAUCUUCUGCGUCGCCAUGAGUGCUUACGACCUGGUCCUGGCCGAGGAUGAGGAGAUGAACCGGAUGCACGAGAGCAUGAAGCUGUUUGACUCCAUCUGCAACAACAAGUGGUUCACGGAGACGUCCAUCAUCCUGUUCCUCAACAAGAAGGAUCUGUUCGAGGAGAAGAUUGCCCACAGCCCUCUGACCAUCUGUUUCCCUGAGUACACUGGUCCUAACAAGUACGAGGAGGCCCAGGCUUACAUCCAGACCAAAUUCGAGGACCUGAACAAGAAGAAGGACACCAAGGAAAUCUACACCCACUUCACCUGCGCCACCGACACCAAGAACGUGCAGUUUGUGUUUGACGCCGUCACCGACGUCAUCAUCAAGAACAACCUGAAGGACUGUGGCCUCUUCUAAUAACACAUCUGAGAAAGUCAAGAUUACUUGAACAGUUCUAACAACCACGACGGGGGAAACACACACACACAUCAUGAAUGACUGCACUGGCCAACCACGAUUCCUGCUUUGAUCUGCUUUUUAUAAAAACACCUAAGAGACUGAUAACUCGACGGGCCUCGCAGAAUUUCAACAGUUGCUGAUUCAGUCCCUCGUAUCGUUAACUCUUUGGGCUAUGACCACAGAAAAGAAUCAACGUUUGUUUUGUAUUUUUUGUUCUUUUUUGUUUUUUUUCUUCUUCUUUAUUUUUAAUUACUAGAGGAGGCAAAGGAAAACUUUUUUAUAUAAAUGAAUUCAUUUUACUUUUAGAGAUUCUGAUGUGCAAAUUAUUAAACUUUUAAUCACAUGAAGCUUAUUUUUUAAGACAUGAAGUACAGGCAUGGACAGAAGAUAUGAUUGAUAGAGGAAAAGUGCUUUUUUUUUUUAUUAUGUUUACAUAAGUUCAUCAUUCAUAGCCAGACCGCAUAUUGUUCUGCAUGACUCAACAUGGCAAAUAGUAGCUCUGUAAUCUGCACAAAUUAUCUAACAUUCCUACAAAAUAAAAUAAAAAAUAAAAAAGUUAAAAACAAAAAAAACAUGGCUUCACAUGCAGGCAGAAAUGAAAUCCUAACUGAUAUUUAAAGUAUGUGUGUACCUAACAUUCUUUCACUUUUUUAUAGUACCAUUACCAUGUCUGUUGCAGUAUGUUUGUGCCUUGACUUCUGUUUACAACCGAAUCCUAGAUAUGCUUUCAGUACCGUCUGACCAACUGUGCGCCGAUACCUUUUCUUUUUGUUUCUCUGCCUAGCACCCUCUGAAUAUAUAGUGAUUAUUAAUGACAGACGAAAAUCUAAUUCAGAAAAAAAAGGUUAGUGUUUUCUUGGUAAAUAUUAAAAUGCUUUAAAAGUCCUAUAUGAUUUAAUUUAAAUAAAAGUAGAGAUCACUUGA
This is a messenger RNA of Hippoglossus stenolepis (Pacific halibut), 2283 nucleotides long. RefSeq names its product guanine nucleotide-binding protein G(i) subunit alpha-2. Gene Ontology annotation, molecular function: G-protein beta/gamma-subunit complex binding; G protein-coupled receptor binding; GTP binding. Bases 250 to 1317 code for a protein of 355 amino acids. The record is from RefSeq and is a predicted model, not a curated record. Lineage: Eukaryota; Metazoa; Chordata; Actinopteri; Pleuronectiformes; Pleuronectidae. Gene Ontology annotation, biological process: adenylate cyclase-modulating G protein-coupled receptor signaling pathway; gamma-aminobutyric acid signaling pathway. The transcript is spliced from 10 exons. Gene Ontology annotation, cellular component: heterotrimeric G-protein complex.